Venturia canescens is the source of this 6843-nucleotide messenger RNA. RefSeq lists its product as uncharacterized. The transcript is spliced from 8 exons. Gene Ontology annotation, cellular component: nucleus. The coding region runs from base 371 to 5203 and encodes 1610 amino acids. Gene Ontology annotation, biological process: regulation of transcription by RNA polymerase II. Gene Ontology annotation, molecular function: DNA-binding transcription factor activity, RNA polymerase II-specific; protein binding; RNA polymerase II transcription regulatory region sequence-specific DNA binding. The record is from RefSeq and is a predicted model, not a curated record. Lineage: Eukaryota; Metazoa; Arthropoda; Insecta; Hymenoptera; Ichneumonidae.
GUAUUAGGUGUGGGAAACAACAUGCGAAUCGAUCGAUAACACACCAACUAGACGGCAUGACCUGGAAGGGGAUUCUUUUUUUUGUACAUGGGACAAGGGCGCGCGUAGUGGGUGCGAUGGUGGUGGAGAUAUUAAACGUUGAAUUUAACGUGUGCGAGAGUAACACAUCGUAAAAAAGGAUGCUAGAAUAUACGAGUUUUAUCAUCGGGUGUGCGCGUCUCUAUGAUCACACGGUUAUCAAAAACAUCCCCCCAAAUAAAACACUUUGACAAUAAAAGUCUUUUGUAAAGUGCGAUCGUUAUUACAAUACCAGUGUAUUUGAUUUUUGUUUUGUUAUUUUUUUUUUCAUUGAAACUCGUAUAAUGUAGUUAUGCCGAAAAAAAGUGGGAGAAAUUUGAGAGAAUCGCGAAUUGGGAAGAGGCUCGAUGCUUGCAAAAUUCCGAGUUCAGAAGUGAUUGUUAAACAAUUUCGUAGCAUCCAUGUGAACGUCAAAAAUGCGAAACGAUGGUUCAUGCUCAAAAAACGUCUGGCUCUCGUUACAGAUGAUGAACUCGCUGCUUAUCUUCUCGAUCUCGCCGAACCUAUCAUCAGGCGAGAUGGGAAAUGUUCGAGACCAGGAGAUUGGAAAACGGAUCAGGACAAAGAGAAUGAUUUGGAGGUCCUUAAAAUCGAGGAGAAAGAUCUCAACGCGGAGGAGCCUCUGCGUCGGAGUCCACGAAAACAAAGUAUCGUCGCAGUGGCACCAAGCGAAUCAGUUAUCGUUGAAACUCCAGAGUAUCCUAAAUUGCAGCAGACAAAAAUUCCAGAAAUAGUUGGGUCUGAAAGGCGAGAGGCUCAUGAGGAGAAACGACGUUCUAGAAUGAAGCAUCAUCACAAAACGAAAGAGAAACACCACAGGGGAAAGCGCACAAAGCGAAAACAUUCCAAGAACAAUAACAGCAAGGAAGAAAGCAGUUUGUCAAGUAGCCCACAGCAAAGGGAGAUUCUGUCACGGGUGAACGCUGAGGUCCACGAGUCCGACAUUUUGAUGAACAGUCACGAAUUGUGUUUGUCGCCAGUGCCGAAAAUCAUUGUGGAACGAUUAUCGUUGGAAGAAAAACACCCGAUAAUUGUAAGUCCUUCGCGGGAGGAUAAGAAGAAUCCUGUACUGGCAGAAAAUUUGAAUAAAAACAAAAGAACCGCUUUUGACCCUGAAGAAGAUAACAAAACAAUUGACAAUGGCAUAGAGAGGAACAUUGAAUCGGAAAAAACGACAAAUUCACAAUCGAUCGAGUAUAGGAAAUCGAUCGGAGUUCAAAAUGAUUCUAAAGUUUCGGAAACAACGAGGAACAAUGAUUAUGGGGUUGAUCUCAAGCACGAGGGAUUCGAGGGAAGGGUCGAAAAUCUCGAGGUUCUGGAAGGAGACGAAGUUGUGACGAGUAAAAAAUCAACGGACGAGAAGAGAGUCAAGAAGAAACGUAAACACAAUAAGCACGAAACGUCGUCGAAGAAAUCGGAAGAAAUGAUGAGACCUGAUGAAACGAUAUCACCGAAUAAUAACGAAAUUAUUCACAAGCGUCGUAAGAAAAAGCACAAACGUGAUUCUUCGUCGAUCGUUCAUAGGACGAAAAAAUUUCAUGAUGUACGUAAAGCACCUCAGGAUGGUAUAGUGGACAAUUCAACGAUCAAGCAUUCAGAAAUAGCUGAUAGAACGAUACCCGAUGAGAUAAUUAACGAUCCUUUCAUUGUGGAAACGAAUAUCGUUAAAGCUCCUUCAGAAAUUGAAGCCAUCGGAGAAAUUCUCGAGCCGCAGAGGCUCGCGAUAAAAAUAAAACUAUGCCAAGAUUGUAACGAUCGUCAUAUUAAAGAUUCUUGUCCUCUGAUUUCCACGGAUAUUCACUUCAAGGAUCGUAUCAGUUACGAAUCCUGGUCGAAAAAGCAUAACGCCAAUCCCGAAGUGACGAAAGCACUCAAUACUCAAGACCCUAUUUCCGAAGGUUAUCCCGUGAACAGCGACGACAAUUAUGAAUCCGAUGAAGAAACCAGUCCCAAUACCGAACAAGGAAAGCACAAAACGAAAGUUGAAAGCGAAGACAAACAAUUGCACGUCAAUGACGACCGACCUCUAUACUCUAGAGAAUCCUUGCCCGAUUGUUUUGAACUCAAACUAACCAUACCCGAACAUGGGGUUGGAAUAUUUGCGUUAAAUUCAUUACCUAUUUACGCGAAAUUUGGUCCCCUCGUAGGCCAUCCCAUCAAAGAAAUGGAUAUCCCGGAUGAUUUUUCCAUGAGACAUCUUUGGGAGGUAGACAAUGACGGUAAAACUUCGUAUAUAAGCACAACAAAUCCAUUGAAAAGUAAUUGGAUACGUUACAUGAGACCAGCUGAUACCAAAGAGGAUAGAAACGUUACGGUUAUAACGAAAAAUGGCGAAUUGUAUUUCGUUACAACACAGAAUAUCGUGAAGGGAACGGAGCUAACGUAUUGGGCUGAUUCACAAUCCUCAGCUUGGACGCGUAAAAAUAAAAUCGACAAAACCAAUUGCGGAGGAUGUAAUUUGAAUUUCGCGCAUUCGAUAUAUUAUCGUCUUCACUGUUGCAUCUUUCACGACACGAGAUACAGUCUUACCAUAAGAAAAUACCAUUGCAAGGUUUGCGGAGCUGCGGUACUGGGAAAAGACAAUAUAAUGAAACACGCAGCAGAUUUGCACGGUGGUCGGGGUGCAUACCAGUGUCAAUAUUGCCGAAAAUUCUUUCUCCGUUUGAAUUAUCUGGAAAUGCAUCGAACUUACGGUUGUUCUCAAAAUCCUCAACGUUCGAGACCUCUGUGUGACUUCUGCGGACGCAAAUUUUGUCAGCCUCAGAAAUUAAAAGUGCAUAUUAAAAGAAUGCACAGUGAUAUGUCGGAGGUAUUACGAGAAUUUCAAUGUAAAAUGUGCCUGAAACUUCUGGGUUCGAGGGCGGCUCUUCAACGUCACAUGAAGGAAGUACAUCAUAAGGACGUUGUCGGCGCCGCGACGUGCGAUCGUUGCGGCAAAAUGUUUCAAAACAAAAGCAAUCUAAAAAUUCACAUGCUCACCCACAGUGGCGUCAAACCCUUCAAAUGUAAAGAAAGCGAUUGCAAAGCAGCGUUCACUACGAAGCAAUGCUUGCAAUUUCACUACAAAAAAGUGCAUGGCCUGAGUGAGGACAUGAUGCCAAAAAUCGAGAGAUCAGUGGCUUACACGUUUGAUGCAUACAGCGGUGGUUUGGUGGAGGGUGGAGAUCGACAAAAACCGCAGAGAUCCGAAAGAAGAACCUCGCAGCUGGAGAAUAGCAACAGCGUACUGUCGUUGGAGGAUUGUAGUUCGGAGCACAGUUCAAGAGCGGAUGUAUCGAUGAAUUCCUUCCCUCCGACGAUCAGUGAGUUCGAGGGUAGCGUCGUCAGUACACCACGAUAUAACUUGGACCGUUACAUAUUGGACCGCGACGAGCAGGAGAGUGAUUUGCAAGAACGAGAGUUACAAGAUCCGGGUUUGCAGAAUUGUGAAAUCAUGGAACAGGCUCAAUUACAGGAGCAAGAGAUGCAGCAACAACGGGAGAUGCAAGAGCACGGUAUGGAUGAACGAGAUUUGCAAGAGGAUGAGAUUGAAGAGCGAGAAAUGGAAGACAGAGAAUUGGAAGAGCGGGACAUGGAGGAAAGAGGAAAAGUCGACGAAUCAUCGCCGUCUCCGAUUCCACCGCAUUCUCAUCAGGAUCUCCAAAUAUCCGGCACCGAGUCUUCGUUGGAGAACGAAAGACCUACCGGUGAGGUUGAUUAUUACGGGACUCGAUUGCAGAGCAAAGGUAGUAAAAAGUGGAUGGGUCAAUUUAGCAAUUUGAACGAAGCUGGGAUCGUAACGCAGCAUCACAAUGAAGGAACGCGAUCAUCCGACCUCUACGAGUUCAACGAAACGAGCAUAAAGAAACACGAGGAUAGAAACGAAGUGGUUACGACGAGUGAAAGUUUAAUGAACACCGCUAAACUAGGUUUAAAUAUUUAUCGUCGACCGGAAAGUACAAACGCCAGUUUGCUCGUAGAAGCGGCUCUGGAUGCGGCCGAACGAGAUAUCGGAGCAGUUACGAGUUCGAUAAUCGAUGAGAACGAUCGGGACACUAGCAUUUACGGGCUUUCGAGUCAAUUGGGACGACAGGGUGAAGGUCACAUGGAUCCGUACAUUCAACAACAGGAGGAGUUGAUGUCACCUGCCUCGAUGAAUCAGGAUAAUCGUAAAACACCGAAUUCCCAUGUACACAUUGAUUACCAUAUCCAUCGAACGGUGGAAUACAUAAAUUCUUCGAGGAGCCACAGUAUAGAACAGUAUUUACCGCAAGAGGAUUUGCCACGGGUAGGAUCGCCGAGCGGUGCCUACAACAUUCACAUGCAGCAAGACGAUCUCGUCUCGCCUUCAGCGACUCCAAAUCAAAAUCGUUAUCAAGACAUAACUCAUCAUCACCUUCAUCAGCAACAGCAGCACCAUCAACAUCAUCAACACCAACACCAUCAUCAUCAUCAUCAUCAAGUACCGAGCGAUAAUUUAUCCAGCGACGAAGGUGACUCCGUUGCACAAAAUUUGAGUAUAUCGGUCAAAGAAAAAUCUCUACAGUUGGAUCUCUCGACCUCGUACAAAUACGAACAAUUAGACACCGAAUUCUCGAGAGAACGGACCAACUUCGAACCUCUGGUACUCAGCAAUGGCGAACUCCAAGGAUUGGAUAUGUCCGCUCGAGGCUUUCAUCAUUCCCUUGGAUCCCAAAUAACCAAUACUCGCUAUCAUCAUCAUUUGUACGAAAUAACUGAACGACAGAGCGUCGAUCUCAGUCGCAAUACUGGAUAUUCCAUCUCUCCGCCUCCCACAGCUCCACCGCCACCCCCAACUUAUCCUCACAGCGAAGUUUUGAGGAUUGUAAGCUUGGAUCUCACUCCCGGACACAGUGUUGACCUCAGUCUCUCGAGAGCUCAUCACUUGCACUCCACCGGAAGCAGAAUCAUCACCAGCAGUCCUCAACCCUCGGGCUCUUCACACGUCGUGCCUGAUACAGCCGAAGGAAGAAUUUUAUCCUCGCCACCUUCACCGCCACCGCCACCACCACCGCCACCACCUCCGCCGCCUUCGAUCGCAGGAUACAACGCUAAUUAUCCUGUCAGUCCGGCUGCUUAUCAUCCACCACGGCCUGGCUAUCAUCAUUAUUCCGGAUAUUACUGAAUACCUCCGUCAAAGCAUUUUUCUAAAUUUCUACAUCUUCUGAGUUUGUGAAACUCGUAACAAGCUAUUCGCCACUUUUAUUCCCGGACCAGGUCGCUUUUCAAAUGCUCCGGAAACUUUUGCUGUAUUCGGAAUCCAGAUACUUCCGGUAAACCAAGCACAAAUUCGAUGCCUGCGGCCAGAAGCCCGUGAAUCAGCCAGUCACCAAAAGUGAGAAUACGAUAUGGAUUUGGAAAAAUAUUAAUCGUAUCUUUCAAAAACCUCACGGACUAGACUGAUUUAUUCAAGAUUUUCCUCGAAUUCAACGAAAUUCCGUUUCGAUCCGUCGAACCCUUGAGAAAAGAAACUUUUGAAAAUUUUAAGAGCGAACUCAUUGCGAAAUUAACGAUCAGCUAAUCUAAUCAAUCAAGAUACUUUGAUUUUCAUAUAAAUUGCACAAAUCGAACGAUAUAUUAAUCAAACGCAAUAACGAAACGAUACAGUUCAUAAUUGCAUUGAAUAAUUUAGUUGUAAUAUUCUACCGUCUUGAAAUAGGUCGACUUUUCUACUUCGUUUUUGCGGUAAUACGUCCUAGAUUAAGAGUCUCCUCGGAGGUCGCUAGUUCACCGAAUACGAAUAUUCGUGAUAACUGCGUUCGACAAAAUUGCUGUUCAUAAUUCAGGGUAUAUUAUAUUCUUGUAUAAGAAACAAAACUCACAAUCUCUUCGUAGCGUAUAGUUAUAUUAUUUUAACGAAAAAAAUGAAGAAAAUCAGCACAUUCACAGGCAUGGGCGUGAAUCGCGUCUCAAUCGAUUGAUCGUUCAGUAAUGAACAGUGAAUCGAUCGUCAAUGCCUAAAAGUCACUGCAAGUGAGUCGUCGUCUAGUCACUAAAACUCGUAGAGUUUUUUUUUCAUAAUUUUAAGUCUUCUCGAUAUUGAGGAAAUGCGUUUUGCGAAUGAAUUACACGUAAAUUCAUUACAGUCAUUUUAUUCCAUGAGAGAUUUUGUACUCGGUGUUCCCCAGAGGAUUUCAGAAAGUUCAAUCAACUGUGAAUCGACAGAAACUUUAUAGAAUCGUGGGAAUCGUGUGUCAAUCAGAAGGGAAAUAAGAAGAGAUUAAAAUGAUUGAUUGAGAUGAUAAAAUUGGAAGGUUCUGAUAACGUAAAAGUGCGAGUACAUCCAGUGUUUUCCUCGAUUAGCCAUUAAUUAUGAAGUUUUGGUAAGCCUGAAAAUGUCGUUAGUGCCAUAUAAUAAUUGUGCGAGUCACAAUGUUCGAAUACCUUUGUUUUUAGUAGCUUCGUAAAAAAGGUUGAAUGGGAUAGAGAACUAAAAAAUGCGCAAUGGAUAGUUUACACACGAAAACAGGAAUAUAUUUAUCGCUUAAGUAUAUUGUUUAAAAAAUAUAUUUCUAUAGAUACACGAAAUAUAAUUUAUUUUUAAUUCUCGAAUUUAGCUUGUGUAUCCUCCGUAAAUUUUAAAUUAGAUUUACAAAUGUAUUGUACAUUAGAGACGCUGAAGCGUAAUUCCGUUAAAGAGUAAAAAAGCUUCCGAGCGUGAACGCUCGAAGAGUUUUAAUUGCCACAAGAAAUCACGUACAACGCAAAAUUUCGUAAUGCAAAAUUAUAAAUAAUUCAUUGACAACCAAAGAUCUAGAUUGAAAA